Molecule: messenger RNA, 810 nt
Organism: Adineta steineri
Lineage: Eukaryota; Metazoa; Rotifera; Eurotatoria; Adinetida; Adinetidae
Source: the annotation of a GenBank genome assembly
AUGUACUCAAAUGAAGACGAUAAUCAAAGACGAUAUCAUUCUAUUGGUAGAUUAGUUGAUAAUCACGUAUAUACUCUUCUAGAGAGAGUAUGUGAAUUACAACGUAUAACAAUACCAAUUGAUCCAAGAAAUAAUGAACCAACUGGAUUCUUCUUUGCUAGUGAUGAUAUUCUGUCAGCCAAGUUUCUUAUGAUAAUAAUACAUGGUACAGGAGUUGUACGAGCUGGACAAUGGUCACGAAAAUUAAUUAUCAAUGAAAAUUUGUCAGUUGGUUCACAAAUUGAUUAUAUACUAAGAGCUAAAGCACAUGGUUAUGCAGUUAUUGUUACUAAUACGAAUUUAAAUAUUGAUGAAUCUUUCCAAUCAAUUCAUAAUAAGCCACGCUAUAUUCGUGGUAGUUCAUGUGCUGAAGAACAUGCAUGUUAUAUAUGGGAAAAUUUUAUUCAACGAAGUUCUGCUCCUUAUAUUUGUAUCGUAGCACAUUCAUAUGGAGGUGCUGUAGUGUUGAAAUUGGCAUCUCAAUAUAUGUCCGAGUUUGAUAAACGUGUUUUUGCUGUAGCAUUAACUGAUUCACCUAUGAGCACCUAUGCAAAAUAUUUUAGUUCAAAUGUUUUAAGGAUGUUACAAAUGAGAACAAUCAAUUGGAUUGCUAGUCCAGUUCAAGUCAAUACAGAUGUAGGUAUUCGUGAAUAUGGUCGAUUACGAUCUGCAGGGCAUACAUCCCAUGAAUGGACAUCAUAUACAGCGUUUGAUGGUAUCUUUCAAUUUCUCAAAGAAGAACGUCAAAAAUUAGAACGAUAUAAAUAUUAA